GACCCUCGAGUCCGCAUCGGUCUCCACCUCCACCUCGCCCCCGUCCUGAAAAUUCGAACGGAGCGAUGGCAGCAUAGGUCUUCCGUCUUCGGCAAAGUUCAAACAGCUCGCUCGCUGUCCUUACACCAGCCGGAUCGCCUUCUCGGCGCGGGAACAACGGCGGCGAUGGAGUCCCAGCAGGGCGGCAGCCCGCCGGGCGGCGGCGGCAAGGCGCGGGACAAGUUCUCGGUCUACCGGAACCCGUCCCUCACCCAAGCGCUCGCGUCCCGCAGCGUCCGCCCCUCCCUCCCGGUCCUCGUCCUCCUGGCGCUGCCCACCGUCGCCUCCGCUUCCUCCAUCCUCGUCCUCUCCUCCUGGGAGGGGUACCUCGUGAAGGUCGCCGGGCGAGUGGGCCUUUCCAUGGCUGCUGCCGUGCUUGUCUUUAGGUUGUUUGAGGGAGCACUGGGUCUGGUUGCGCUGUUGACACUGCAGGCUUUCUUCAGGGCGUUGAUGCUGUACAAUGGUAAGAGGGCACUGGCCAAAGAGGAGAAGGUUGUGUUGUCUGAACGUCAACUGGGGCUUCUUGGGUUAAAGACGACAGGUUCAGAAGCAGGUGGCACUGGUGAGAAAACCAAAAAGCCUCCCAAGGCAAAGCCAUCGACGCCGUCAGAGCCAAUUGUUCCAAUCAGGAAGUCUUCAUUCAGCUAUACGCCAUCUCGGCCUGUGCAAGCAAGGAUCGGAUCAAGCCAUUUGAGCCCUGGUGGUGAGAGACUGGCCACUUCAUUGCAAAUGUCACCUUCCACUCCACUCCAAAAGCCUGUUUCUUCACCUUCAACCCCAUGGUCUAGGAAAAGCUCAGGCAGUGCCAAGGGCAUACAGACAGAGACAAUGUUGGAGCAGUUCUUGGCUGGUCUGGACGAAAAUAUUGACAAAAUCACGGAUUCAGCCAGUAAAAUUUCAACGCCUCCUGCGACCAUUACAAGCUUUGGUGUUGCAAGCCCCGUAUCAGUCACCACAUCAACCACCGCUUCUGGUGCUGCAAGAAGCACACCUUUGAGGCCUGUGAGGAUGUCUCCUGGCUCCCAUCAGAAGUACAGCACACCACCCAAAAAGGGUGAGGGUGAGCUUCCACCUCCAAUGUCAUUAGAGCAGGCAGUGGAUGCCUUUGAAAAUUUGGGUGUAUACCCUGAGAUUGAGCAAUGGCGAGAUAAUCUCAGGCAGUGGUUUUCUUCAGUUUUGGUGAAACCGCUUGUCCAAAAAAUCAAAACAAGCCAUAUUCAGGUUAAGCAAACAACAGCUAGUGUUGGUGCUUCUGUUACUGUUAGCCAGGUCGGAAGUGACCUUCCUAGCACAACAGCACCAGUUGGCUUAUCUCCACUUAGUGGGACUAAAGACUGGCAGCCAACUGUCACGAUUGAUGAGGAUGGCAUUAUUAAUCAAUUGCGCACUGCACUUCUGCACUCCCGUGAUGCCCCUGUUGCACAAACCUUUGGCAGUCCACAACAACCACACCUUCCGGCUAUUCAAGCAUGUAUAGAUGCAAUUACAGAGCACCAGAGGCUUAACACUCUGAUGAAGGGAGAGCUGAUAAAAGGCUUGCUACCACAGAGUAGUGUCCGUGCUGAUUACACUGUUCAGAGAGUACAAGAACUUGGUGAAGGAACAUGCUUGAAGAAUUAUGACUACAUGGGUCAUGGAGAUGGAUGUGGAAAACUGGAGAAGAAGUGGAUCAGUGAACUGCCAACUGACUCACACCUUCUUCUGUACUUGUUUGCCGCUUUCCUCGAACACCCAAAAUGGAUGCUUCAUGUUGAUCCUACCUCGUACUCUGGUGCCCAGUCUAGCAAAAAUCCCUUAUUUCUAGGGGUUCUCCCACCAAAAGAAAGGUUUCCAGAGAAGUAUGUUGCUUUGAUUUCUGGUGUUCCAGCAGUUAUUCACCCAGGUGCUCUUAUACUGGCUGUGGGCAAGCAGAAUCCUCCGAUCUUUGCUCUAUAUUGGGACAAAAAAUUGCAAUUUUCGCUUCAGGGAAGGACGGCAUUGUGGGAUGCUAUUUUGCUUCUGUGCCACCAAAUAAAUGUUGGUUAUGGCGGUGUGGUUAGGGGGAUCCACAUAGGUUCUUCUGCCUUGAACAUCCUGUCUGUUCUUGAUUCGGACAUGGAAAGCUGAAGGGCUGCGUGCUGGUUGCCCUGAUCAUCAACAGGAGCCCUGGAAAAGAUGGUUUUUGUAGCUUGUACCUGAGGAGAUAAACUGUAACCAGCCAGUUGCUUAAUUUAAACUAACGCCAGCAUGUUUCGAACUAACCUAGUUUUAUAUCUCAUUUGUCCUGGUGAA
Molecule: messenger RNA, 2310 nt
Organism: Oryza brachyantha (malo sina)
Lineage: Eukaryota; Viridiplantae; Streptophyta; Magnoliopsida; Poales; Poaceae
Exons: 7
Coding region: 166-2145 (659 amino acids)
Cellular component (GO): membrane
Source: RefSeq, a predicted model, not a curated record